Cyprinodon variegatus (sheepshead minnow) is the source of this 841-nucleotide messenger RNA. RefSeq names its product chromosome unknown open reading frame, human C22orf39 (gene cunh22orf39). Bases 44 to 370 code for a protein of 108 amino acids. The transcript is spliced from 3 exons. The record is from RefSeq and is a predicted model, not a curated record. NCBI's taxonomy places the organism in Eukaryota, Metazoa, Chordata, Actinopteri, Cyprinodontiformes, Cyprinodontidae.
AAAAAACUGAAACCGGAAGCACUUCCUAUGUUGCCUGUUAACCAUGGAGCGGCCUGCAGAAACCACUUGGAGGCCACCCCGAGCUUGUGAAGAUUACUUGAGUGAGUUCAGGCACUGCAAAAGUUUCAGGAAUCGUUUUCACCACUUCUACGCCUACGGCACCGCCCUGUCCUGCCAGCAGUGGAAAGUGGACUACCAAAACUGCAGGGAAUGGGAAAGUCACAGACUCGGAGAGGCUAAGGAUGCUCUACAGAAAAGUGAAAGAAUGCGAUUGGCAGAGCAAGGAAAUUUCACCCCAGUGUGGAAACUAAGGCAAGAGCCUCCUAGUGACUGGCACAGACCUCUGGACCAGGAAGACCAACAGAACUGAUUGGACAUGCCUACAAUAUGAACUAAUGAAAUCUGAUGUAGAUAAUACGUAGAAUGCUGCUACAUCUAAAAUGAUCUAUGAUGUUGAAUUGAUUUUUGUACAGAACACAUUUAUGGAAAGUUUGUUAAACAUGGUAGUACAGAAGAACUGAUUUAAAUUUAGCUUCAUGUAUUACCCCUAAUUUAAGGAGGUAUUUAAAAUUGAAGUCGUGUGCUCUGCUUUAUUUAAGGGUAAAUUCUAAAGCUGCACUUGAAUUAAAACUUUGUAUUACUGGGGAUCAGUCUAAGGUUAUUUGACCUGCCUUGAUAUCCUAAUGUUUAUGGUAAAAUUAUGCACUGUGGGGCCAGGAUAAUUACAGGGUUUAUGCAGAACUACAGCUAAAUAGCUUUUAUCAGUAAUGAGUACAAAAAAAUACACCCUCAGAAAUAAAACCCAUUAAAUUGAAGGGACAGAAAGUCUAAAAGUCUAUUG